Etheostoma cragini (Arkansas darter) is the source of this 3542-nucleotide messenger RNA. RefSeq names its product ArfGAP with coiled-coil, ankyrin repeat and PH domains 3a (gene acap3a). NCBI's taxonomy places the organism in Eukaryota, Metazoa, Chordata, Actinopteri, Perciformes, Percidae. Gene Ontology annotation, cellular component: cytoplasm. Bases 200 to 2728 code for a protein of 842 amino acids. The transcript is spliced from 25 exons. Gene Ontology annotation, molecular function: GTPase activator activity; protein binding. The record is from RefSeq and is a predicted model, not a curated record.
CUGAGUGAGGCAGCUCCGGAGCAUCAGAGCGGGACUGAGUACGGACUGAACCGCAGCUGGAGCGCGAGACGGCGGAAAGGAACGGGUCGCUGUAUCGGAUAACUCCACAUCUCUCCCAACCUUUACCGUUACUCUUCACCCAGCCAGGACAUGAACUGUGUAUUCUAACCCGGUUAAACGUCGCUCUCUCCCGCCCAAAAUGACGGUGGACUUUGAAGAAUGUAUUAAAGAUUCACCCCGCUUUAGGGCAAAUAUUGAUGAGGUGGAGACAGAGGUGGUGGAGAUCGAGGCGAAGCUGGAUAAGCUGGUGAAGCUAUGCAGUGGGAUGAUUGAAGCAGGGAAGGCGUACGUUAGCGCCAACAAGCUCUUCGUCAACGGCGUCCGGGAUUUGUCCCAGCAGUGCAAGAAGGAUGAGACCAUCUCGGAGUGCCUGGAGAAGUGUGGUGAAAGCCUACAGGAAAUCAUCAACUACCACAUGAUCCUGUUUGAUCAAGCUCAGCGGUCUGUAAAGCAACAGUUGCACAACUUUGUGAAAGACGACGUUCGCAAGUUCAAGGAGACCAAGAAGCACUUUGACAGGGUGCGUGAGGAUUUGGAAAUAGCGCAGGUGAAGAACGCUCAGGCGCCGAAGAACAAGCCUCACGAGGUGGAAGAAGCCACCGGCACAUUAAGCCUCGCUCGCAAAUGCUUCCGACACCUCGCUCUGGACUACGUGCUACAGAUCAAUGUCCUCCAGGCCAAGAAGAAAUUUGAGAUCCUAGAUGCUAUGCUGUCCUUCAUGCACGCCCAGUACUCGCUGUUCCAGCAGGGCUACAACCUGCUGGAUGAGAUCGACCCCUACAUGAAGAAACUGGCUGCUGAGCUGGAUCAGCUGGUGAUUGAUUCAGCCAUGGAGAAGAGAGAAAUGGAGCAUAAACAUGCAACCAUCCAGCAAAGAACCCUCAUGCAGGACUUUUCAUAUGAAGACUCCAAGGUGGAGUUCAACGUGGAUGCUCCUAAUGGUGUGGUGAUGGAGGGCUACUUGUUCAAGAGGGCCAGCAAUGCCUUUAAGACCUGGAACAGACGUUGGUUCUCCAUUCAGAACAGUCAGCUGGUCUACCAGAAGAAGCUCAAGGAUUCUCUGACGGUGGUGGUGGAAGACCUCCGGCUGUGCUCUGUUAAACCGUGUGAGGACAUCGAGAGGAGGUUCUGCUUCGAGGUUGUCUCUCCCUCCAAGAGCUGCAUGCUUCAGGCUGAGUCUGAGAAGCUAAGACAGGCAUGGAUUCAGGCAGUACAAGCUAGCAUUGCCUCGGCCUACAGAGAGAGCCCAGACUCCUACUAUAUAGAGCAUUUAGACAGAACCGCCUCUCCGUCCACUAGCAGCAUCGAUUCGGCCAGUGAGCCGCGGGAGCGCAGCGGGCGCGGGGGGGAGAGCAUCCUGCAGCGGAUCCAGUGCCUCCCGGGGAACCAGCAGUGCUGUGACUGCGGCCAGGCCGACCCGCGCUGGGCCUCCAUCAACCUGGGCAUCCUGCUGUGUAUCGAGUGCUCCGGCAUCCACAGGAGUCUUGGAGUUCACUGUUCGAAGGUUCGCUCACUCACACUAGACUCAUGGGAACCAGAAUUAUUAAAGUUAAUGUGUGAGCUUGGAAACAGUGUCCUCAACCACAUCUAUGAAGGCUCCUACCAAGAACAAGGUCUGAAGAAACCCUUACCGUCCAGUUCAAGGCAGGAGAAGGAGGCUUGGAUUAAAGCAAAGUACGUAGAGAAGAGAUUCCUGAAGAAGCUGGGCUCCACAGAGAUACUCAUUAAUGGAGAGAGGAAGUCAGAGCGGCGGUGGAGCGUGAAGAAGUGUCGGAGACACAACAGUGCCACCAUGGUACCCAAAACACGGCGAAGAUACCGCCAAGAGCCAGGCAGCACCUCGCCGUCCGCCCUCUCCUCAGCAGCUGCUAAGUUCAGACGAGACUCCCUGUUUUGUCCUGAUGAGCUGGACUCUCUCUUCUCCUACUUUGACACAGGAUCUGGGCCUCGAAGUCCGGCAGGCCUGAGCAGUGACAGCGGCUUGGGAGGCAGCACAGACGGCAGCACAGACAUCCUGGUGUUUGGCUCCGUGGUGGACAGCGUCACCGAGGAGUGUGAGGUGUCGGAGGACUCGAGUGGGGAAGCUGAGCUGGACGUGGAGCCGGAGACGUCGGACCCGGAGGACAUGAGGGACCUUCAUCCCGGAGCGCUGCUCUGCAAGGCCUCCAAAGCCCGCAACCUGCCCGUCAUGGCUGAAGCUCUAGCCCACGGGGCCGAUGUCAACUUGGUCAACGAUGAGGACGAAGGAAAGACGCCUCUCAUACAGGCCGUCAUCGGGGGUUCACUGAUCGCCUGCGAGUUCCUGCUCCAGAACGCUGCUGACGUCAACCAAAGGGACGCGAGAGGGAGGGGCGCCCUGCAUCAUGCCACAUAUCUGGGACACACGGGGCAGGUGUGUUUAUUCCUAAAACGGGGAGCGACGCAGAACGACGGCGACGAGGACGGCCAGGACCCUUUGAGCAUAGCUGUACAACAAGCCAACGCAGAUAUAGUCACACUGCUGCGUCUGGCCAGGAUGAACGAGGAGAUGCGGGAGUCGGAGGGACCCUUUGGACAGCCAGGAGACGCCACAUACCUAGACAUCUUCCGAGAAUUUUCCCACAUGGCAUCCCACAACCCGGAGAAGCUGAAACGAAGGAGUGUGCACUUCCGACACUCCUUCAGGUAGUCUGCCAACGAGCGUCUGCAGCCACAAAAACAUGUACUUGAAAAGUGCAACAGCCACUUUCCAUAUACUCAACUGGGGUUGUAUCAUCAUAAGUAUACCCGAUUAGAAAAUGAUCAUAUUUUAUUAUAAUAAGUUACCCAGUCUGUUUUAUUCCACAGAGAAAUGUACCUUUCAUGCAGUUUUUAAUUGUCUUUACAUUUUUACAGUCGCUGCAUUAUAUCUGCAAGAGUCUCAUGCUGUUCUUAAAUCAACCUUUUAUUUUGAAAUGAGGAUUUGCUGGUCUUUUCCUCUUGAAUGCUUUUAUAAUAUAAAUAAAUAUAUUAUUGAUUUUGUACAUUGUUAGAUGAAACGUUUUGGAUAAAAUGCCAAGCACUUGUUUUGUUUUUGUUUUGUAGUUUGCAGCAUCAGUUUCAUUAUUUAGAAUAUUGAAGGAAUACUUUUUAUAAACACACUUUCUUGUGUGUGUAAUGCAUGCGUUUGCUCCAAUUAUAUUCAUACUUAAACUUGAAUGCAGCUGUUGCAUGGAUAAGAGUGUCAUAUCAUCAGUUUUCAUGAUCAACAAUCUUGAAGUCGCAAUAUUAUUUCUCUUGAUGAGCAGUUUAUUUUGUCAUAAAAAAUGUGUUUUUUCUUGCAUCGACUAUGCUGGUGUAGUCCUGGUAAUUUUUUGUUUUAAUGUACUUUGCAGUACCACUACAAAAUGCAGUACUUUUGCUACUGUAUACAUGCUGUAGAUGUAAAAAUGCUAAUAUAUCUGAAUGAACAGGAAAGCAGAUGAAAGAUGUAAGAAAAAUAAUAAAUGGUCUGUGUUUACACA